This is a messenger RNA of Exophiala spinifera, 1095 nucleotides long. RefSeq names its product 3-demethylubiquinone-9 3-O-methyltransferase. Gene Ontology annotation, biological process: ubiquinone biosynthetic process. Lineage: Eukaryota; Fungi; Ascomycota; Eurotiomycetes; Chaetothyriales; Herpotrichiellaceae. The record is from RefSeq and is a predicted model, not a curated record. The transcript has a single exon. The coding region runs from base 1 to 1095 and encodes 364 amino acids. Gene Ontology annotation, molecular function: 2-methoxy-6-polyprenyl-1,4-benzoquinol methyltransferase activity.
AUGAGUACCAGGCCAGCAGUAUGCAGGCUCGGAACUCAGUUUGCCUGCUGCCACCCUGUCAAGGCCCUUUCCCUUCCUCGACGACCAUUUUUCGGAAGGGCGCAUCCUGAACGAUGGCGCAGCAGAAGAGGCGGAGGAGCAACCACGCCACCGUUUCUUCGAAACCACUCGACGACACACCACUCGCCGCCCACAUCAUCAUCCUCGUCCUCCUCGUCGUCAGUGUCCCCCAACGAAGUCAACCAUUUCUCCCGACUGGCCUCGACAUGGUGGGAUCCCCACGGCCCUUCGCGGCUCCUCCACCUCAUGAACCCUCAUCGCCAUGACUUUAUAAAAGCCUGUCUCUCGCCGACGACAACAACCCCUUCCGACCAGCAAUACACGUACCUCGACAUAGGCUGCGGAGGGGGGAUCUUUGCGUCCUCGGCCGCACGACUGCCCUCGACACGCUCCGUCACGGCCAUCGAUCCCACUCCGCUCGUGAUCGAGGUUGCGAAGUCCAAUCAGCGAUCCGACCCAGCCCUGUCCCCUCCCAAGCUCACAUAUCUCAACUGCGCAAUCGAGGAUCUGCCCCGAUACACGGAAAGCGAGGAUGAGGAGGGGGAGCAACAGCAACAGCAGCAGCAACAACAACAACAACAACAACAACAACAACAACAACAACAACAACAACAACAACAACAACAACAACAACAACAACAACAACAACAACAACAACAAUACGAUUUCAUAACCGUCUUCGAAGUCCUAGAACACAUCCCGGACCCCUCGUCCUUUCUCGACAUUGCUUCUGCCCACCUCAAGCCCGGAGGCUGGCUGAUUGGCAGCACCAUCUCGCGCUCCACCACGGCGUGGCUGACGACCAAAGUCAUCGCGGAAGCACCGCUGGUAGGCGUCGUGCCCGCCGGCACCCACGAUUGGAACCAGUACAUCAACCCGGACGAGCUCCGGGGUUACUUCGACUCUCGCGCCGGUGUCUGGACGGACUUUCGCACGCAGGGUGUCGUCUACGUGCCGGCGCUGGGCUGGAAGAACGUCAAUGGGAGCGAAGAGUUUGGGAAUUAUUUCUUCGGCGUAAAGAAAAGGGCGGACUGA